CUUGGACAAGCGACCUUCAAGUUAACGAACGUUCACAGGGUGCAGAAGCUGUUGGUGCUCUCGUCAGUAUGGCCGACAGCAAGGAUGAAAACGAUGCGAUAUCUGCACUCACCGGAUUCUCACUCAACCAUCUUCUCGAUGGCAUGUCGCUGCCUAGCGGUUCAGGCCUCUCUAAUCAACUUGGAAUUUCCGGUCUGCCAAGUUUGAACUCUAGCCAGAUUUACAACGAGAGCUAUGAUGAUGAUGAUGAUGAGGCCAUCGGGAAUGAUCAGGGCGAAGAUUGGGAGGCCCAAAUUGACCAAGAGAUGCAGGAGGAAGACAUGGAAUCCCCGGCGGCCAAGACAGAGCUUCACUCUCCAGAUGUCGUAAGACGGAAACAGAGGCGAGUGCGCAUAGUGAAGCGACUUAUGGAGAGACCCAAAAGUGUGCACGAACGAUUCCCGGCGUUUCAGAAAGACAAGAUACUCGAUUUCAGUGAACUGUUCAAAGGGAACACGGUGAACAAGUCGAGACUCGCCAAGAGGCCUUUUCAUAUCGAAACUGUGUAUCCCCGAAGGAAGGAGGUACCCAAGGCAUUCCUUGAAGCAGUCGUAGGCGACACGAAGCGGCAAGUCGAGAAUAAGCGUGUUGAGGCCGUUGUUUCUGCUGGAAGUAUCGAAGUAGAUCUUCGAAAGGCUCUUGAGGAACGUGACAAAACAAACGUUCCUAUAUCAUUACCCCUUCAUGAUCGAAGCUUCGACCUCGUUCUGUUGUCGAAUUGGGAGGACCAAAUCAUAUACGAGCCGGAGAACACGUUCUCGCGCAGUAUCAGCCUCCCGGAGAAUAACCUUACGACACCAGUAAACAAAGCGUUAGAAUCCGGUGCAUGGACACAAAGUAUUAUAUGGAGUCCUCGCGCACCAUUCCGUGAUUUCACCCAGCUAGAAUUCAAUCAUGAAGAUGACGUUAUCCCAGAAGACAGAACAGCUGAAAUGGCCAGGCCUCGGAAGAGGCUCAGAACCGACGCAGGCAUUCGUGACAAGUUCAAUCUAUCAAACGACCACUUUUAUGAGAUUUCCAAAGACGGUCGCCAUCGCGUCCGUCAAACCUUUGGUCAACUAUCUGUGGAGCAUGCCUAUCCUGCACAGAAAUUGCAGCUGCCGUUCUACAAGACUCGGCUGUCAAAACAAGAAGCCCGCUCUUUCCAUCGCCCAGCUCUACAGUUUCCUUCAAAUAUCGAAUUACGGUUCAGCAAGGUUCGCACUGCUAAGAAAAAGAAGGAUAAAGCUGGUCGGCGAUUGGGAAAAGGUGGAAAUGUUGGAGAGGGUCUACAUACCACCAGCGAUCUCAGCCUUCGAGACACCAGCAACUUUGUUCUCUGGGAGUACUCGGAAGAACAUCCUCCUAUAAUAUCCAACUUUGGCAUGGGCAGUGCGCUGGUAAAUUAUUACAGGAAGAAGGAUGAGAAGGAUGAACAUAUACCCAAGUUUGACUUGGGUGUUCCCUUCGUUCUUGAACCUCAAGAUGAUUCUCCGUUCAUGAAAUUUGGAUACGUCUACCCAGGUCAAACAAUGCCUGCAUUGUACAACAACUUACUCCGGGCACCUCUUUUCCGACAAAAGCCUUAUCCUACUGAUUUCCUCAUCAUCCGCCAUACCGUCAAAGGUGAUACAAAGUAUUUCAUCCGGGAGAUCAAAAAUCUCUUUGUCGUGGGACAGACGUAUCCGGUCACCGAAGUUCCGGGGCCACAUUCUCGCAAAAUCACAAAUACAAUCAAGUACAGACUGCAGAUCAUCGCGUUCAAGCUGCUCCGAAAGAGUCAAGAGGAACGGCUGAAGAUAUCAAGGCUGAUGAAGUACUUUCCUGAUCAGAAUGAGCUGCAGAUGCGGCAAAGACUGAAAGAAUUCAUGGAAUAUCACCGUCGGGGACCACAUCAGGGAUUUUGGAGGCUGAAGCCCAAUUUAUCCAUUCCAAGUGAUGCUGAGAUGCUGAAGAUGGUAGGGCCGGAGCAGGUUGUCCUUACAGAGAGUAUGCAAGUUGGCCAACGGCACUUGCAGGACUCUGGUUAUAGUCAAACUGCGGAUGCAGCGGAUGGCGAUGAGUCGAAUCUUUCGGUGGAGCAGCAGUUGGCGCCAUGGAUCACAACAAAGAACUUUUUGUUUGCUACCCAGGCGAAGGCAAUGCUAAGGUUGCAUGGUGAGGGCGAUCCAACGGGAAGAGGGGAGGCUUUUAGCUUUAUCCGGAUAUCGAUGAAGGAGAUAUUUGUAAAAGCGGGGGAAGAUUAUGAGCAGAAAAUGGCCGAGGCUGAGAAUCGGCCAAAGUCUGCCCACCGUUAUAACGUCGCGGAGCAACAGCAAAUAUAUCGAUCUGAGAUUGAACGGAUAUGGAAGGCUCAGUUCGAUUCGCUGAGUCGGAAGGACGAGCCAGUGUUGACGGAGGAGGACAAGAGAAGAUACAAGGAAAAUGAAAAAGAGGCGCAAGCCAAGAAGGCGCUCAAUCCCUACCUGUCUGGAUUUGCGGCUACCGCGGCUCCUGGCUCGCCUGCUCCUGGACCCAGUCGAACCUCGUCUGUCGAGCGUGAUAUGAGUUUAGGACCUGACGGGGGCCGGCGAGUGCUGAGGAUCAAGCGGUUGAUGGAUGGGGAGUGGCAAACGGAAAUUAUUCGAGACCCGGGCGUUAUACGUGCUUAUGUGCGAGGGAAGCAGCUCCUGGAGGAAGAGGCAACAAUGGCUGACAGCCUAGCUCCCACAGGAGAUGCAGAUAAGGAUAAACGGGCGAAGAAGAGACUCGAAGAGGAAAUCGCCAGGAUGAAAAAGAACCAAGAGAGACGGUUACAUAGGAAGAAUGCGAAGAUCGUGAAGGAGGGUGGGACGCCGAUGACUCUGAAUAGACCUUUGAAACCUGAUACAACACGGAGAUGUGGGCAUUGUGGGCAGAUGGGGCAUAUGAAAACGAACAGGAAAUGUCCCAGGUGGGCAGAGUUCAACAGUGGUGCUGCACCUGUGGCGGCACCGGGACCUGCCGGGAGUCCUCCUCCUCCCACGACCAACACACCCAAUCUCGGGUUUAAUACGCCUUUUGCGCCGUCGCCUUUGGCUACUAGUACGUCUGCACAAGAGGUAGAGGAGCCUGCGGCGUCGAAACCUAAAAUCAGGUUUACCAUAAAGAACAGGGGUUGAAAUACUUAUUAUGUAAAAGUAUAGCGGACGGACAUUUUAUAUACCAUGCUAUAUUUCUAUUGUACUCUCGGAAAAUAUUGGCUGUUUCCAUUGUGUAGACCUCUGCGCAGUGUGACUACUACGACUGUUGCUACUACACACUUGCACAUAUGAGAAGAGU
Guyanagaster necrorhizus is the source of this 3318-nucleotide messenger RNA. Its product is annotated as TAF1 transcription initiation factor TFIID subunit TAF1. Bases 69 to 3158 code for a protein of 1029 amino acids. Gene Ontology annotation, cellular component: transcription factor TFIID complex. Gene Ontology annotation, molecular function: histone acetyltransferase activity; TBP-class protein binding; RNA polymerase II general transcription initiation factor activity. Gene Ontology annotation, biological process: RNA polymerase II preinitiation complex assembly; transcription by RNA polymerase II. The transcript is spliced from 8 exons. Lineage: Eukaryota; Fungi; Basidiomycota; Agaricomycetes; Agaricales; Physalacriaceae. The record is from RefSeq and is a predicted model, not a curated record.